AGGGGGGCCGAGGGGAGGUGUCGCAACCUCUCCCUCCCUCUUUCCCCGCCUUGGCACUCAGUCACCUUGCAGAUGAGCGCUCUCGCAGACAGCGGCGGGCGGCCGGGCGCCCGGCAUGUCCCCUGAGUGCGCGCAGACGACGGCCCCCGGCCCCUCGCGCACCCCGGACCCAAUCAAUCGCACCCACUUCCCUUUCUUCUCGGAUGUCAAGGGCGACCGCUGGCUGGUGCUGAGCGUCGUGGAGACCACCGUGCUGGGGCUCAUCUUCGUGGUGUCACUGCUGGGCAACGCGUGUGCCCUGGUGCUGGUGGCGCGCCGUCGGCGCCGCGGGGCGACAGCCAGCCUGGUGCUCAACCUCUUCUGCGCGGACCUGCUGUUCACCAGCGCCAUCCCUCUAGUGCUCGUCGUGCGCUGGACCGAGGCCUGGCUGCUGGGCCCCGUCGUCUGCCACCUGCUCUUCUACGUGAUGACCAUGAGCGGCAGCGUCACCAUCCUCACGCUGGCCGCGGUCAGCCUGGAGCGCAUGGUGUGCAUCGUGCGCCUGCAGCGCGGCUUGAGAGGCCCGGGGCGGCGGACGCAGGCCGCGCUGCUGGCUUUCAUCUGGGGUUACUCGGCGCUGGCAGCGCUGCCCCUCUGCAUCUUGUUCCGCGUGGUCCCGCAGCGCCUUCCCGGCGGGGGCCAGGAAAUCCCAAUUUGCACAUUGGAUUGGCCCAACCGCAUAGGAGAAAUCUUGUGGGAUGUGUUUUUCGUGACUUUCAACUUCCUGGUGCCAGGCCUGGUCAUCGUGAUCAGUUACUCCAAAAUUUUGCAGAUCACCAAAGCAUCGAGGAAGAGGCUCACGUUGAGCCUGGCGUACUCCGAGAGCCACCAGAUCCGAGUGUCCCAGCAGGACUACCGCCUCUUCCGCACCCUCUUCCUGCUUAUGGUUUCCUUCUUCAUCAUGUGGAGUCCCAUCAUCAUCACCAUCCUCCUCAUCUUGAUCCAGAACUUCCGGCAGGACCUAGUCAUCUGGCCAUUCGUUUUCUUCUGGGUAGUGGCCUUCACUUUUGCCAACUCCGCCCUAAACCCAAUUCUGUACAACAUGUCGCUGUUCAGGAACGAAUGGAGGAAGAUUUUUUGCUGCUUCUUUUUCCCAGAGAAAGGAGCCAUUUUCACAGACACAUCCGUCAGACGAAAUGACUUGUCUGUUAUUUCCAACUAACUAGUGAAGCACUGUGUGCAUGUAAAGGGAGUUAACUUCCGGGAAAGCCUACCAGUGCUUUAAGGAAAUCCAACUUCCAGCAGCACACACCUACAGGGCCAGAAAAUUAAGGAAUGAUCGCUCAGUAUAAAAAUAUUUUUUUCUUAAAAGAACUUUCUAUGGGUUCCUUUUGUGAACCUUUUUUUUAAGUGUGUUUGUAAUAUGAUUGAGUUAAUAAAUUUUUAUUUAUAACGGUUCCUACAUAUAGAGUUGAACCUUGUGGUCAUUGAAACAAACAGGGCUCAGAUUUCCAUGUAAAGGGGGUCAUGGCCAUGCUAAGUCCCCACCUUGGGCUCAUAAUGCUUUGAGAUCAUUUAUUCAUUCAUGUCAACAGUGCUUAAGGAAUUUCCAGGAAAUAAUCAGAAGUGACACUCCCCCUCCUUCCCCCCCCCAUGUAUUAAAAAUGAACUGGGGACAUGGCUCGAUGGUAUGCUUGCCUAGCAAGCAUGUGGCCCGAGGUUCAAUCUCCAAUAUAUAUAGAUAUAUAUAUAUAUAUCACUUGAUCACUUUAGUAGAAGGAGCACCAUAGAAUCAAAAAGGGGGGGAUGGACCCUGAUGCUAGAGAAGAUCAACAGUGUAUGCUUUAUCACUCCACCUAUCAAGCCUUUGAAACACCUGCCGUGGCUGCGCAAUGCUUUUGGUGCUAGGAAUCCAGAGGUAAUGCGGACAGCCUGGUUCUGUUCUCAGGGCGUCACCUUCUCAUGGGGUCAGGGGACCACAGAUGCUAAACAGAAGUCAAUGAACAAAGUAGCGCUCGGGAGUGAAUGAGCACGGUGGAGACAGUAGGAUAGGGCGCUGUGAGGGCGAUGGGUGUUUAUAUGGGAUAGGGAUGGGUUCAGGAACUGAGGAGCAGCAGUUGAAUUAAAAGGCAAAAGGUAAGAAAGAAGCACUUAUGUGGAUCCAGACGAAGAUCUUUGCCGGGAGAGGCUGUUGAGCUAUGUGGUCCAGGACCUGCGAACGGUUGACUGAGCCUUCUUUGUAUUUGAUACUAGGAGAGAGGGGUGCUCCCCUGGAGCCCAUCAAUGGAUGCCAAUGAAGUUCCAGGGCUAGGUCAGGGAGGGCCUGGCAGGCCAGCAUAAGAAGUUCACUCAGUGUUCCAUGGACUGGAGGUUUGCAACAGGAGACCUGAAGAAUGAGCACUUUUACUUUGGCUCCUCUGCAAGGCACAGGCUUGAAGAAGCAAGAAAAACAAAACAAAACAUGGAGACCAGGUGUGUGGCUUGCUUGAAGGAGAAAAGUUGAUGGGACCUUGAAGGUGCAUGGCAUUAGGGGAGGACUGUGUGAAAUAAUCUUGCAUUGUGCUCGGGAAAGUGCAACAGUUUACAUUAACAGGAUGCCUCCUGGACUUCAAGCCAGGCACUGGUUAGAUAGAGGAGCAGGCAACAAGACUAAGACAAAGGGAAGCAAAAUGGGGUUUCAUCUAGAGCAUAUUCUUGAAAUCCCAGUGAGGCAGCUGGAUAAAAAAAUAGGGAAUUGGGCCUGGUGAUACAGUCUUGUUGGGAAAUAACAGAUGAUGGUUAGAGACCCAUGGUUUUAUGAGGUAGUCUGGGAGAAGAUGAAGAAAGGAAAGAAACCUGAGCCCCAGCAUGUGUCAACACAUAGGUCUGAGGUAACAUUUAUGGUGACCAUGACAUUGAAGACAGAAUAACAAGGUGACUUUGUUCUUGUUUGAUUGAUAGGUUUGAUAUACUGAUGCUCUGUUCUGAAGGGCCAUGUAGUUAUCGUAUGGCUGUGGUAUUACAAUGAAGUGGAGGAGCCAGACUCCAUCAAUCAGCUUGUACUGUGAAGGUGAAAAACUGUUUUCUCAUGCAUGGCUACCUGUUUUCUCUGCCUUUGCUAGAGAACAAAACACACACGCAUUUGCUGUAAGCUCCAUACACUGGCUGGUUUUGUGUGUCAGCUUGACACAAGCUGGAGUCAUCAGAGAGGAAGGAGCCUCAGUUGAGGAAAUGCCUCCAUGAGAUCCAGCUGUAAGGCAUUUUCUCAAUUAGUGAUCAAUGGGGGGAGGGCCCAGCCCACUGUGGGUGGUGUCAUCCUUGGGCUUUUAGUCCUGGGUUCUAUAAAAAACUGAGCUGAGCAAGCUAUGGGAAGCAAGUCAGCAAGUAGCAUCCCUCCAGGACCUCUGCAUCAGCUCCUGCCUCCAGGUCCCAGACCUGCUUGAGUUUCUGUUCUGACUUCCUCCAAUGAUGGAUUAUGGCUCCGGAAAUGUAGGCCAAAUAAACCUUUUCUU
This is a messenger RNA of Meriones unguiculatus (Mongolian gerbil), 3470 nucleotides long. It is a transcript of the gene Ffar4, whose product is annotated as free fatty acid receptor 4. The coding region runs from base 116 to 1201 and encodes 361 amino acids. Gene Ontology annotation, biological process: G protein-coupled receptor signaling pathway. Gene Ontology annotation, molecular function: peptide binding; G protein-coupled receptor activity. Gene Ontology annotation, cellular component: membrane. NCBI's taxonomy places the organism in Eukaryota, Metazoa, Chordata, Mammalia, Rodentia, Muridae. The transcript has 3 exons. The record is from RefSeq and is a predicted model, not a curated record.